AUGUCAAACGGUAACGGAGAUCAUGAAGAAGAAGGUUAUGUGGUAAAGUUGAGGGGUUUGCCAUGGUCUACUACGGUGGACGAAAUCAUGAAAUUUUUUAGUGAUUGCCGUAUUUGCCAUGGAAAAGCCGGAAUUCAUAUGACUAUGUCACGAGAGGGUCGUCCUAGCGGAGAAGCUUAUAUUGAAAUGGAAACCGAAGAGGAUAUUGAAAAAGCUUGCAAACGUGACAGAGAUCAUAUGGGACAUCGUUACAUUGAAGUUUUCAAAGCGAGAAGAAGUGAAAUGGAAUGGGUUGUAAAAAGAAGUGGUCUCAAUCUAGAAAAUGCAAUGGAUGAUGGAUGUGUUAGACUAAGAGGCUUACCUUUUGGUUGUUCUAAAGAAGAAAUAGCACAAUUUUUCUCAGGGUUGGAGAUAUUGCCGAACGGGAUUUCGCUACCAACAGACAGCUACACGGGCCGCAGUACUGGGGAGGCUUACGUUCAAUUUGUUAACAAAGAUGUCGCGGAGCGCGCCCUUCAGAAACACAAGGAAAAGAUAGGACACAGAUAUAUCGAAAUAUUUCGGAGCAGUUUAUCCGAAGUUCGUGCAAGUAUUGGCCCAAAAAUGCGAGGUGGUCCUAUGGGCGGUGGAUUCAAUCAACGACCCGCACCUUAUGAUCAAAGAGAUCGAUUUGGUGGCAUGAAUCGUUUCAAUAGCAACAAUAGAAAUGCUCGGAAUAGAGAUUUUGAUGGUGGUCCAUGGGGUAAUUCAAAUAACUUUGGAUCUCGAGGAGGUGGCAUGGGAAUGAGAAAUAAUAUGGAUAUGAAAGGUGGCAAUUAUCGAGGAAAUAAUGAUAAUUGGGGAGGAAAUUCCGGAAUACAUUGCGUUCACAUGAGAGGAUUGCCUUUCAGAGCUACUGAACAAGAUAUUGCAGACUUUUUUAGACCAUUGAUACCUGUGAAUAUUAGAAUAAUCCUUGAAAAUAAUGGAAGAGCAUCAGGUGAAGCUGAUGUAGAAUUUGCAACUCAUGAAGAUGCUGUUAAAGCCAUGUCCAAGGAUAAAAGUCAUAUGUCUCAUAGAUACAUUGAAUUGUUUUUAAAUUCAUCAAUCGGAUCAGGAGGAAUGUCGUUAGGUGGAAUCGGCAAUUUUUGUGGAGGAUUAGGAAACAAUUUCAGGCCAGGAUAUUCUCCAAACAAUCGUGGUUACAAUAGUCAACUUGGUGGAAAUAAUUACAACAGUUUCUGAGACAGGUCUCACGGUUUUCACCAAGACAAUCACUGAUAAAUUAAUAUUAAGAGAAAUUUUCUAAUAUAACAUUUCUUGUUGACAAAUUGAUUUAUUUCUUGGUUUAGAAGUUAAAAAACAAAAAUAAUCAUUUCAAGGUAUUCAUUUUCAUUUAUAACAAAUACUAAUGUAGUAUAAUAAUAAUGAGAAGAUAAAAUGAUCUUCUAAUUGUAAGAAUUAUACACUGUAAUUCAAAACGUAUAUAAAGUAUACGAAAACAUCACAAUACUAUGACAUAAAAAAAAUGUUAAAAUACUAAAAAUAAUGAAAAAUAGAACGUAUCAUUAAUAACUACAAUACUUAUAUCAAAAUAUUCUCAGGCUUAAGUAAUGAAACUUUUAAUUGGUAGUUUUAUUGAAUACGUAAAAUCAGUAAAGAACAAUUGAAAGAUUGCUUUUUGUAAAAUCUAUCAUGAUAUAAUAAUUAAAUGAAAUUUUAAUUGCUAAAAUAAAGUAGUAAAUAUCAUGAAAUAUAAAUAACAACAGUCAUGAAAACUUAAAUGCCAAAGUUUUCAAAAUAUCAUUCUAGUUUUUAUUAAAAAAACUGUGUUUCUCAAAGGCGUUGAGUGCCAAGUGCGCAAUCAAUAAAUUUUAAAUAUAUUUUGUACAAUAAAAAAAUAAAAUUUGACAAAAUAGUUAUUGAA
Messenger RNA from Chelonus insularis, 1906 nucleotides. RefSeq names its product glorund (gene glo). The coding region runs from base 1 to 1224 and encodes 407 amino acids. The transcript has 7 exons. Lineage: Eukaryota; Metazoa; Arthropoda; Insecta; Hymenoptera; Braconidae. Gene Ontology annotation, cellular component: ribonucleoprotein complex. Gene Ontology annotation, molecular function: RNA binding. The record is from RefSeq and is a predicted model, not a curated record.